This is a messenger RNA of Hemisphaericaspora subhashii, 1002 nucleotides long. RefSeq lists its product as uncharacterized. The record is from RefSeq and is a predicted model, not a curated record. Lineage: Eukaryota; Fungi; Ascomycota; Pichiomycetes; Serinales; Debaryomycetaceae. Gene Ontology annotation, molecular function: oxidoreductase activity, acting on the CH-OH group of donors, NAD or NADP as acceptor. Bases 1 to 1002 code for a protein of 333 amino acids. The transcript has a single exon.
AUGACACUAACCACAGUCUUUGUUACCGGUGCCUCCGGAUUCAUUGCCCAACAUAUCAUAAAACAAUUGCUUGAAAAAAAGUAUGCUGUGGUAGGCACAGUCAGAUCAGCCUCCAAGGGUGAUUGGUUGAAAGAAAUCAUCAAUUCCGAAAACUUUUCAUACGAGAUUGUCCCCCAUCUCGACACACCAGGUGCAUUUGACGAAGCAUUAUCCAAACAUCCAGAGGUUACUGUUUUUAUCCAUACUGCCUCGCCGGUUAUUCCUGAUGCCAAAGAUUUGGAACAAGAAAUUUUAAAACCUGCAAUUGAGGGUACUAAGAACGCCCUUACUGCGAUUGUUUCCCAUGCUCCACAAGUUCAGAAAGUCGUUAUUACGUCAUCGAUUGUCUCGGUAUAUGACUUCAGUCACCAUGAGAAAGUCCAUACCGAAAAGGAUUGGAAUCCAAUUUCAUAUGAACAAAGUUUAGAAAAUGGAGGUAAUGCCUAUUGUGGAUCUAAAAAAUUUGCCGAAUUGGCAGUUUGGGAUUUCGUUAAAGAGAAUAAAGCACAUUUUGAUGUUUCAUUCGUAUUACCUCUGUAUGCUUUUGGUCCUCAAGCAUAUGCUGUUAAAGAUAAAUCACAACUCAAUUUAUCUUCGGAAGUUAUUAAUGGAGUUCUUAAACUCGGGCCAAAUGAUCCCGUUCCCGCGCUUUGUGGAAAUUUUAUUGACGUAAGAGAUGUUGCUAGUGCACAUAUUAAAGCAUUUGAAGAUGAUGGUGCUGCUAAUCAUCGUUUGGUAUUAGUAUCCGAUGCUUGGACUGCUGAAAAGAUUACACAUAUUAUUAAUGAAAAGUUCCCAGAAUUGAAUGGUCCAAAAGGUGAUUUGGAAAAACAUGGAGAACAAUUGACUAGAGAAGGAAAGGAUGGUGACUUCUCAAGGACUAAGAGUCUACUCGGAUUUGAGUAUAUUUCACUUGAAAAGAGUGUUGUUGAUUGUGUGAAUCAAAUAUUAGCAACGGAGUAG